Molecule: messenger RNA, 1461 nt
Organism: Psilocybe cubensis
Lineage: Eukaryota; Fungi; Basidiomycota; Agaricomycetes; Agaricales; Agrocybaceae
Exons: 1
Coding region: 1-1461 (486 amino acids)
Source: RefSeq, a predicted model, not a curated record
AUGUCACUUUUGCGGACGGUACAACAUCUCCUGACCUACAAACGAGCUCCCUCGAAUAAAAGGCAGAAUUGUGUGGCCGGAGGCCCUUCAACUCAAACCGCCAACGUCAAAAUCCAAAACCAUACAAGGUCUUUACUGGAGCAGGCACCAAAAUCGCUCCCCAAAUCACCAAUCCACACCCUACCGAUUGAAGUUCUGAGUUUGAUUUUCUCUAUGUGCCUCCCGGAUUUGACAACCGAACCUUACGAACGACAUUCGUGGACCUCAAUCCCAUCUUUCAAUAUCUCAUGGGUGUGCAGUGAUUGGAGGACAAUGGCUCUUGGAACCCCUCUUUUAUGGACCGUCUUGGCGGACAUCGACCUCACAAGAUCGAGUUAUGCUUCUUUACGCUCAUACCUUCGAUUCAUAGGGGAACUACUUCACCGCUCAGGGAACAUGGACCUCACUAUAUUCAUCUAUGCCCCAGGAGUAUACGAAAGCGAGGCAAUCAAACAUCCUAUUAUCAAUUUUCUUCUUGAGAGCAGGGAGAGGUGGGGCACACUGAUGUUUCACAGCGGAAUACCUGUCAUCAAUUUGUUUUGCAACGACGGCCAUGAAUACAUAUUCCCUCGAUUGCGCAAACUCGGGCUCAACAUGUGCAUUCGACCGCCCCAUAUGAAGAUUCUUGGCUUUGCCAACGCACCAUUGUUGGAGGACGUAUCUGUCUCAGGCCUUUUCCCAGAUCAGUUGCUAUUGCCCUAUGAACAUUUAAAAUCAUACAGAGAAGGAGGCCUCUCCCAUUCUGUCGAUCCCGUUCCAGCGUUCCUAAAAAAUGUCCUCAUGCACGGCAAGAGGCUGGAGAGGCUGGAAAUACUAGGUAUAAACUAUUUCAUCCCAAUGAUUCCAAACCCACCACGUAACCUCAAGGUUCUACAUCUAAGAUUGGACAGCAUGCGUAGCCCUGACUUUCUGGGCGGUACUUUUUUAGAUGCCCUCAACCUUCCCUUUCUCGAAGAGCUGAAAUUUAGGGGGAUGUACAUCAAAGACAAUGCAAUUGUCGAAGAUCUUCUAUGUCGCUCUAUCAUGUCGAAUCAACAACUACCACUUCGUAUAUUACAUCUUCGAUCGGCUUUUCCUACUUCAACCGCCGGCAACCUCUGGAGAUUCUUACAGAUGACACCGUUUCUUCAGGAGCUCAGUAUAGACAUGCCACAUAUCAACGAUAUGAUCCAGCUCAUUCAGAACAUGGCUCCAUCAGGCUGUCUAUCCCGGUUACAAAGAAUGGCCAUCCAUCUAGAGCAAAAAAAUAUCAAGGACCGAUGGCGUAGUACUCUAGACGAUCUGACAGCAAAGUUUUGCGAACCUCUCUCAAGCGAAGCGACUGGCGAUCAGUGCCGCGAAUUGCAGCUGAUAUUUCCUAGCCGUUUUGAAGCGCGUUACGUCCAAGAUAUGUUAAAUUUGUGGAACACUGUACAAUGUUAG